AUGUUAAAGGCAACUAUUUCCAGGAUCUACUUGGCGACCCCGCCUCCGUUAGGUUCCCUCCCUCGGAGCCCGCGGACAGGACUACACAUAGGGGCAGCCUUUAAGAUGGAUCAUCCAGGAGCCCCUACACGGCUACUAUAUCAGGCCUACAAGAUUAACUGGAUAUUAACCGGCUUAUCUGGAAGAGCUAGUUCAUCCAUUACAGAGAUAUCUUGCCUCUUAUCUAGCAACACCUCUACUCUAUUAUAGCUGACGGCUAAAUUUUACAAAUGGAACAGGCAAUACGGCUACUUUUUAAUGUAAUAGCCCCUGCCAUUGAACUUAUCUCGGUAAUACUUCUUAAUAGAAAAAAAAAUUAUAAUUCAAGAUAAAUAUCGACCUAUAGGACAUCGCUCAUUAAUUUUAAUUAGCACGUCAUAAAUAAAAACAGAGGUUUACACUUAGAGUUUA
Messenger RNA from Nezara viridula (southern green stink bug), 450 nucleotides. The record is from the annotation of a GenBank genome assembly. Lineage: Eukaryota; Metazoa; Arthropoda; Insecta; Hemiptera; Pentatomidae.